GCUCGGCCGGGAAGCAGCCCACAUGCUGUACCAAAAACGCUGCUUCCUCUCCGCCGUCGCUUUGACGUCUGAUCCCGUGCCCUCCUCCUUCGACGCCCUCCUCCAGCAAUGCUCCGGUCUUCUCCAAAUCAAGCAAAUCCAUGCCCAACUCCUCCUCUCGCCCCAUCAACUCUCGCCCUUCUUGGCCGCCCGCCUCAUCUCAGCCUACACCCGCUUCGGUCUCCUCGCCGACGCGCAGCUCGUAUUCGAAGCUGUCUCCGACCACCAUGCAGCCUCUCCCCUCCUCUGGAACUCCAUCAUCCGCUCCACCCUCUCUCACUGCCGCCCACGAGAUGCUGUCUCCCUCUACCAAAGGAUGAGAUCCAUCGGCACCCUCCCCGAUGGCUUCACGUUUCCCCUCGCCAUUAGAGCCUGCUCCGCCCUAGAGAACCCCCAACUGUGUCUUUGUAUACAUAACCAUGCUGCUUCCAUGGGGUUUCAGUCCCAUCUACACGUAGCCAACCAACUCAUAUCGAUGUAUGGCAAAAUGGGCCAAAUGGGCAUUGCCAGAAAGGUGUUCGACGGGAUGCCUUCCAGGAACAUUGUUACUUGGAAUACUUUGAUGUCUGGAUACUCGACAAAUUGUGACCCUGAAGCAGCCUGUGAUGCCUUCCGGCUGAUGGAAUCUGCAGGGCACACGCCGAACCCAGUGACUUGGACGACGCUGAUGUCGGCUCAUGCUCGAUGUCAACAACAUGGCAAGGUCCUGGAGAUUUUCAAUGAGAUGAGGACCCAGGGCGUCGAACCCACUGCACAAGCAGUUGCCGUGUCUCUGUCUGUCUGCCCUUAUGCUACCACUGCAGCAUUGCAGAAAGGGAAGGCCAUUCACGGCUUGGCCAUUUUGUGCGGAUUUGACAAAUACCCCUUCGUCAGCAACUCCCUGGUUUGCAUGUAUGGCAAACUUGGCAACAGAGAGGACGCGAAGAGGGUUUUCCAUGAGAUGGAGGUACAGAAUUUGGUAAGCUGGAACGCCUUGAUCUCAAGCUAUGCAGCUGGUGGUUUAUGCAAUGAGGCUUAUGAAAUCUUCAUUGAAAUGGAGGAAGCAGGAAACUUGACACCCAACGUGGUGACUUGGAGUGCAGUGAUCGGUGGCUUUGCCUCCAAUGGAAUGUCUACGCAAUCUCUGGACCUUUUCAGGAGGAUGCAGGGAGUAGGAGUGAAGCCCAACUCAAUCACACUCGCCACCAUUCUAUCAAUUUGUGCAGAGCUAUCAGCAUUGCGUUUGGGUAAAGAGGUUCAUGCUCACAUCACAAGAGGCUUCAUGAUUGAUGAGUUGCUGGUUGGGAAUGCACUUCUUGCUAUGUACGCAAAGAGCGGCUGCCCAAGACAUGCACACAUUCUGUUUGAUAAAAUGAAGAGCAAAGAUUUGAUCUCAUGGAAUACGUUGAUCUCUAGUUAUGGGAUGUAUGGAUUGUGCAAUGAGGCUCUUGAAACUUUCAAUUGCAUGAUUAGACUGGGUUGUGAGCCAGAUGCCAUUACCUUCAUAUCCAUUCUGUCGGCUUGCAGUCACGCCGCACGUGUUUCAGAGGGUUGUAGUCUCUUUGAUCAAAUGGUGAGCAAAUUUAGAAUUAUGCCAAGCAUGGAGCACUACUCUUGCAUGGUGGACAUUUUAGGUCGAGCUGGAUUGCUAAGACAAGCUAAGGAACUAAUUGCAAGGAUGCCCAUGAAGCCUAAUGCUUGUAUUUUGGGAGCCAUGCUGAAUUCAUGCAGAAUACACGGCAACAGAGUAGUGGCUAAGGACAUAGAGGCACAAAUUCUGGAACUUGAAGGGCAAGCUACUGGCAACUACAUGUUACUCUCUAAUCUGUAUGCAGCCAAUGGCAGGUGGGAGGACUCUGCAAGAUUGAGAGUGAUAACAAAGGCAAAAGGAUUGAAGAAAAAUUUAGGGCAGAGUUGGAUAGACUUGAAGAGCAAGUUCUAUGUGUUUUCAGCUGGAUCCUUGUUGCCUCAAAACUCAGAGGAUGUGUUUCUAGUUCUUGAAGGUUUGUGCCAGCAAAUGCAGAUGGAGAAGCUUGUGCCAGAUGAUGAUCUGGCGAUGCUUCAUAAUGUUUGUGAAGGAGAAUGCUUGGCUGGCUAGUAAGAAAUGUGUCGAUCCAGAGAGCUGGGCUCGUUGAGCCUACUCUAUUCAAGCACAAGGGUGGCCAAUCCUUUAAGACAGCAACAUCGAUUUUGUGCUGCUGAAACUUGAUCUAAGAAGACACUUGCCUAUCCACUACCUGAAAUCAUUCAUGUUACUGCACAGCCAGUUUUAGGUCCAAUAAGAAGCAGCAAAACUUAGAGCUUCCUCAAAGGUAUAGAACACUUGCAGCUAUCUGUGGAUUUCUAAAGAGAUCUCAAAUUACAGAUCUUCAGAAAGGUACACUUCUCCUGUUCUCUGAUAGGAAAGAAAUGCGCAUCCACUUGACUACUUCAUGAGGAUAUGUACCACAUUCUCUUAGAUAAUAUUAAGUUGGGCUGCUAGUUCAUAAUCUUUAAAAAAAAGAUAGAUCCGCUACCUUAGCGGUCCCCCUAGUGCCGGCCCCACGGAUAUGGAGGGAGGUUCAUGCAGGUACACAGGCCAUAGACGCAUGGCGGGGUAAACCCCAGGUCGUUAGUUCCUGAGAAUCGACCCCUGGCCAUUACGCCAGAGAUACCAUGCGCCCACCGUCUGCGCUACGCCCUGGGGCUACGCUACGUCCUGAGGACUGCUAGUUCAUAAUCUUUAAGAUUCUAUGAAGGUUUGAUCACCAAGUAUAUUCAUAUGAUUUUGUCGAGGAAAUGAUCAACAUAAUGAUCAAUGUUUGUUUGUUUGGUGAUCGAUUUCUUCAAGGACAAUAUUGAUGCAAUAGAGUGCAUUGCAAGUGAGGUAUAUGCAUCU
Molecule: messenger RNA, 2896 nt
Organism: Zingiber officinale
Lineage: Eukaryota; Viridiplantae; Streptophyta; Magnoliopsida; Zingiberales; Zingiberaceae
Product: putative pentatricopeptide repeat-containing protein At1g17630
Exons: 2
Coding region: 23-2116 (697 amino acids)
Biological process (GO): RNA modification
Molecular function (GO): RNA binding; protein binding
Source: RefSeq, a predicted model, not a curated record